AACACCUAGAGGCAGUUUAACAUCUGCGCAGCUGAAACUGGGAGAAGAGAAGAAGAAGAGACUUCUCUUCUCUCUUCUGUACUUCUUGGCUUCUCUCCUCUCUCAACUCCAUCCAGGGAGGACCAAUGGACACCGGCGGCAACUCUCUGGCGUCGGGCCCCGACGGCGUGAAGCGCAAAGUGAGCUACUUCUACGACCCAGAAGUCGGAAAUUACUAUUAUGGACAAGGCCACCCGAUGAAGCCUCACCGCAUCAGAAUGACCCACGCCCUCUUAGCCCAUUACGGUCUUCUCCAGAACAUGCAGGUCCUCAAACCCUACCCGGCCCGGGACCGGGACCUCUGCCGCUUCCACGCCGACGAUUACGUGGCGUUUCUGAGGAGCAUUACCCCUGAAACACAGCAGGAUCAGCUUAGGCAGUUGAAGAGGUUUAAUGUUGGGGAGGAUUGUCCUGUGUUUGAUGGGUUGUAUUCGUUUUGUCAGACUUAUGCUGGUGGGUCUGUUGGUGGGGCUGUGAAGCUCAACCAUGGGAUUUGCGACAUUUCGAUUAAUUGGGCUGGAGGGUUGCACCAUGCUAAGAAAUGUGAGGCUUCCGGGUUUUGUUAUGUCAAUGACAUUGUGCUCGCGAUCUUGGAGCUUCUUAAACAGCAUGAGAGAGUUUUGUAUGUGGACAUUGAUAUCCACCACGGGGACGGUGUUGAGGAGGCGUUUUACACGACAGACAGGGUCAUGACGGUUUCGUUUCAUAAAUUUGGAGACUACUUUCCGGGGACGGGGGACAUUCGUGAUAUUGGGUAUGGGAAAGGGAAGUAUUAUUCCCUGAAUGUUCCGUUGGAUGAUGGGAUUGAUGACGAGAGCUACCAUUACUUGUUCAAACCCCUCAUUGGGAAGGUCAUGGAGAUAUUCAGGCCUGGUGCUGUUGUUCUGCAGUGUGGUGCUGAUUCCUUAUCUGGGGAUAGGCUUGGUUGCUUUAAUCUUUCAAUCAAGGGUCAUGCUGAAUGUGUUAAAUACAUGAGAUCCUUCAAUGUCCCGCUCUUGCUUUUAGGCGGCGGAGGCUACACUAUUCGUAAUGUUGCUCGUUGCUGGUGCUACGAGACUGGCGUUGCACUUGGUGCAGAAAUUGAGGACAAAAUGCCACAGCAUGAGUAUUAUGAGUAUUUUGGUCCAGACUAUACUCUUCAUGUUGCCCCUAGUAACAUGGAAAACAAGAAUUCUCAUCAGUUACUAGAAGAAAUACGAUCGAAACUUCUUGAAAAUCUCUCCAGGCUUCAGCAUGCCCCUAGUGUUCAAUUUCACGAAAGGCCUCCUGAAAAUGAGAUUCCAGAGGAGGAUGAAGAUCAGGAAGACAGGGACGAGAGAUAUGAUGCUGAUUCUGACAUGGAGCUUGAUAAUGAACGCAAAACUUUACCAGCAAGCAGAGUAAAGAAAGAGGUUGUUGAACCUGAGGUUAAAGAUCCGAAAGGAGCUGCUGAGAAUUCUAGAGGUUAUGAUGCUGGACUGGAUGAGAUAACAACUAGUGCAAAGGCUUUGGAUAUGGGCCCUGGGUCUAUGGAGGAACCAAGUGUGAAAGUUGAACAAGAGCCCAUGAAUAAGCCUGCGGAUCAGAUGUAACCCCCUAUCAUAAGCAAACUAUUUAGAUUUAUUUUGGCCUCAACUCUUAAUUAAUUUGUGAAGUUGGUAAUCCAUUGUUCAGUAGCAUUUCUUGUAUUUCCAAACACUCUAUAUGGGCAUGCAUUGGAAGUGAACUUUUAUCCAAUCUUUACCUCUGUAGAGUGCAUGGGAUGAUUAAAGUCGAUUAGGAAAGGCAGGGUGUACCACUCUUGGACUCAAACAGUUAAUUUCAAGAAAUGUCAUUUCUGUUAAUUUAGGCA
Molecule: messenger RNA, 1870 nt
Organism: Argentina anserina (silverweed cinquefoil)
Lineage: Eukaryota; Viridiplantae; Streptophyta; Magnoliopsida; Rosales; Rosaceae
Product: histone deacetylase 19
Exons: 8
Coding region: 126-1610 (494 amino acids)
Biological process (GO): regulation of transcription by RNA polymerase II
Cellular component (GO): nucleus
Molecular function (GO): histone deacetylase activity
Source: RefSeq, a predicted model, not a curated record